Messenger RNA from Asterias rubens (European starfish), 1150 nucleotides. RefSeq lists its product as uncharacterized. NCBI's taxonomy places the organism in Eukaryota, Metazoa, Echinodermata, Asteroidea, Forcipulatida, Asteriidae. The record is from RefSeq and is a predicted model, not a curated record. Gene Ontology annotation, biological process: DNA integration; DNA recombination. Gene Ontology annotation, molecular function: DNA binding.
CCUAAUGCUUCACUGGAAUAUUUCAUUGAUCCCAAAAAAAUGAAGGAAAUCAUAGCUGCAGUCCAUGAUGUAGCUGGGUUUAACCAUGAGCAACACACGUUCAGUGUGCCAUCAUUGUCCCUGAAACUCGGUCACACUCUGAAAAAGUGUGCUAUCAUCUUGAAAGCACAGGCAUUGGAAACUGGGGACAAGGAUAAAGAAUCACUGGCCGUGAAUUUCAAGCAAUUGUGUGAGUGCACUUGGGAAGUGCAGGUUUCCACUCAUGCUUUAAGAACAUUAGGGAAUGCCAAGCGAAACAACCCAAUGGUGCUCCCGACUAAUGCAGAUGUUGUUCGGAUAACACAGUACUUAAAUGAUUUUGGUGCAAAGCAACUGAGACUGCUGUGUGAUAAUGACAGCUUUGACAAAGAUGCUUGGAACUUGCUCAGUGAAGUGACCCUUUGCCAGUUGAUAAUAUUCAACAGGCGCCGUCAAGGGGAGGUGUCAAAAAUGAAGGUUGAUGACUUCAUGAAGAAACACAAGGCAAAACCAGAUGGGAUGUGUUUAUUAAGCAAGGUUGAGCAAGGUCUUUGUCAGAUGCUAGAAGUUGUUGAAAUUGUGGGGAAAAGGGGAAGGACAGUGCCUGUGUUGUUGACUCCAGAAAUGACCGAAAAGAUGACUGUGCUGUUAGAGAAGAGAGAACAUGCAGGGGUAGUAGCAGACAAUGACUACAUGUUUGCCCGUUCCAAUUACCAAAGUUUGGGUUACAUCAGAGGGUCAGACUGCCUUCGAAAGCAUGCUUCACUAGCUGGUGCAGCCAAUCCACAAUGCUUGAGGUCAACUAAACUCCGGAAACAUAUCGCAACUGCUUCCCAGAUGCUAUCCCUGACAGAACAACAGAUGGAGCUUCUGGCUUCAUUUAUGGGGCAUGACCUUCGGGUCCACCGUCAGUACUAUCAAGUGCCAGACACUGUGUUAAGAGUGGCAAAACUUUCUAAGCUGUUCAUUGCUUUAGAAAAGGGAACUCUACCAUCACAGGAGGGCAAAACCCUGGAUGAUCUUUCCAUUGAUGAUGUAGACUCAGAUGAUGCAGACCAGUCCAGUGAGUGUGAUGACGAUGCUGAUGUGGCCUCCCCUGAGACACAACAUCAAUCAUCUAAUCCAACUAACA